UAGUUCAGGAAAAUAUGAAGUGACGCAAUUAGCUUGUAAGACAGCUAAUGCCGUGCAUGAAACGUCAAAGAGGGAGACAUUUUCUGAAAUCCACAGUUCAAAGAAAUGUUUACAGACAUGUAACCAAGCUUCGUAUUGUCUGCGACGAUGCUGUGUUUGGGUGUAAAUGUGGCGACGUCGUCGGUGUCUUUACGAAAGCUGUGCAUCCUCUCCCUGCUGCACAUGAGACAUCAGUCCCAUCGUUGCCCUGUGCAGUCGUGGAGGAGACAACACAGCGGUACCGUUCGCUGCGUCUCUACUGGACCAGAUUCCCCUGCUCCUCCCACACUGACUGACUCCUCUGAGUGCACGGACACUGAACCCAGCCACAGUACCUCUGCCUGGUCUCCUGAUCAGGGCCCACCGCCUGCUCCCACCCACUGCUGCAUGAGUGGCUGUCAUAACUGUGUGUGGAUCGAACAUGCGGAGCAGCUGUUGACGUACUAUCACAACGGAGGCGACCGGGCGCUUGCCGCUAUUGAGGAAAACGUCCUCGAUGAAAACCUUAAAACCUACUUAAAAAUGGAGAUUAGGCUCUUAAAGAAGACGUGACGGAUAUGUUUACUGCCGGUGCCUUCGAUCACAGUGUUGACAUGGAAUGAGGGUUGUGAGCAAUUUUAGUAAGAAUCUUGUUGCACUUUAAAACACACUCCAUGCACCGAUUUUACCUCCAUACUUUCACUUCCUGCUUCGGCGGUUCACACAGGUCUUGUCUGCACAACAUUUCGGAAAACUGACACAAACUACCAGGACGAGUGUGAAAAGUAAUGUGUUGAGGUGAGGAAUCCACCUGCUGUGGCUAAUGAUAAAACAUUUAAAGGAUAAUUAAAUUAUUACAAUUUGGAUUUUAUAAUGGUGACAUUGUCAAUCAUUUCCAUUUGUUAUGGUAACAUUGGACUUGGUAACACCUGACAUCACUACAACAAAGUCCGACAGGAAACAGGAUCAGUCAGACAUCAGACAGUUUGUAAACCAACCAACAGUUUAUCCAGAUUAUCUAAACCACUUCAUUCAGAAGUAAAACUAGUGUCUGAAAUUCCAUUUUUUCCUCAGCUGCCACUUCCGCAUGUCACUGAACAUUACUACCGGUCACUCAAUUAUUUCUGUCUGCCACAUCUGAAGUCUAUGUAGAACACUUGACAUUGUAAAUACUGAGUCAGUGGAACCAAACAGUAGAAAUAUGAUGUAACCUUAAUCUGUUUUACUGUAUUUGGCAGGUGCUCAUUGUAAUCCCUGCCUAAAGGUGAGCACACCUGAAAUGUUGGUAAUAAUCCCUCAUAUCACAGAACGGUGCAGGAUUAGAAUGGUUGAAGUUGAAGCAGAAAGUCUCUAAACAACAGUCUGGGUAAUAAUAAUGUUGCCAUGUGACUGUUUCUCUUCCUGCUCCUGUUUCUUGACCUGUUAGACUUCUAUUUACAGAUGUUUGGUGUUCCAAGAUCUCAGUAAUUGUCUUUGUGAGUACAAACUAAUUAUAACAAAUAGGAAUAACACCAGACAAUCCGAAUUGUUCCUAAAGUUUCGGGUUAAGUACGUAACCAACCAGCACAACCUGUUGCUCUUCAGGAAUGCUGGAAUUGCUGUCACAUUAAUCCUUGAUUUAUUUCUUAAGGUGCUUGAAGUGAGUUUUUGAAGAGUUGCGUGUUUAGUAAUACGGUCGUUAAUGUUUUUGGGACUCAUUAGAAAAUCCAUUCGGUUUAUUUUUAUUUUAUUUUAUUUAUUUUUCCAGCCUGAUUGAGUAAACCUUAUAGUUCAUUGAUUCAUUGUCAUGUUCCUUUCAUCAUAAAGCACAUUUGCACAUUUAGCUUUAUUUAUGAGUUUGAUCUGAAGUGUUAAAAGUAUAAUGUUUAUGUGUUAUGAUCAUUUGCUUCAUUAUAUUCAAGAGUUUAUUUUAAAUUUAUUUCUAAGAGUUGUUUGUUAAAUAAAAGUUUUUUCUGAGACAUCA
This is a messenger RNA of Cottoperca gobio, 1981 nucleotides long. It is a transcript of the gene oxld1, whose product is annotated as oxidoreductase-like domain containing 1. Gene Ontology annotation, cellular component: mitochondrion. The record is from RefSeq and is a predicted model, not a curated record. The transcript has 2 exons. NCBI's taxonomy places the organism in Eukaryota, Metazoa, Chordata, Actinopteri, Perciformes, Bovichtidae. Bases 148 to 591 code for a protein of 147 amino acids.